Molecule: messenger RNA, 3489 nt
Organism: Knipowitschia caucasica
Lineage: Eukaryota; Metazoa; Chordata; Actinopteri; Gobiiformes; Gobiidae
Source: the annotation of a GenBank genome assembly
AUGAUGAAGCGUUUUGUGACUAUCGUGUUGCGUAGCCUGGUUAGCCUGUCCAAGGAGAAUCGCAUUUGGGCAAAGGAGCAUUCGCCGGCACCAAAGGAGAUCAUGAGGAAACGGAGGGCAGCCAAGAGAGCCGCCAACAUGGGCAGACACAACUUAAUGAUUUUGACCGUUUACCUCAGUGACGGGGACCAGGCCGCGACCGAGGUUCCCAUCACCCCGGAAACGACAUGUCGCGACGUGGUGGAGUUUUGCAAAGAGCCGGGCGAGAGCGGCUGUCACCUGGCCGAAGUGUGGAGGGGCAACGAGCGAGCCAUCCCCUUUGAGCACAUGAUGUACGAGCAUCUACAGAAAUGGGGACCUCGGAAACAGGAAGUCAAGUUUUAUCUCCGGCACGAAGAUUCGCCGACGGAGGGCAGUGACGGGAGUCAACAGUCUCAGGACCAAACCACUCGCAGAGGAAACACUGGAGAGAAGCACAACGAGAAUGGGGUGGGAGGCCAGCGUGUGGAGCUCACGCUGUCAGAGCUGCAGGAGAUGGCCACUCGGCAGCAGCAGCAGAUCGAAGCCCAGCAGCAAAUGCUUGUGGCAAAGGAGCAGCGGCUGCGUUAUCUGAAGCAGCAGGAGCGGCGGCAGCAGCAGACCGUUUCAGAGAGCGAGAAACUGCAGCGGCUGAAGGAGCGCGUGGAGAGUCAAGAGGCCAAGUUAAAAAAGAUCAGAGCCAUGAGGGGACAAGUGGACUACAGCAAGGUCAUCAAUGGAAACCUGUCCGCAGAGAUUGAGCAGGUGACCAAUUUGUUCCAAGAGAAGCAGUCGGAGCUGCAAACGGCGGUGAUGAGAGUGGAGCAGCUGAGUCUGCAGCUGGAGGAGCUGCGCAGAGGGAAGCUCAAUGGAGUCCAGAACACCUUAGGGGGAGCGGUGACCGGUACCGCCGCCUUAGAGCUCAAGAAACUCUAUCAGGAGCUUCAGAUUCGCAACAAAUUGAACCAAGAGCAAAACAGUAAACUCCAGCAGCAGAAGGAGCUGCUCAACAAACGGAACAUGGAGGUGACGCUGAUGGACAAGCGCAUCAGUGAGCUUCGAGAGCGCCUCUACAAGAAAAAAACUGAGGCACGUCAAAAAGAGAACCUCCCUCUCAACAGAGCCAAUGGGCCUCCGUCUCCGCAGCCCGCUCCUGGGACACUGGGGAGGGUAGCUGCUGUCGGCCCGUACAUUCAAGUCCCUUCGCCUGGACGUCAGGAAGGAUACACGCUACCACCAGAACCACUGAAGCCACAGAGUCUCGGAGUCAACAACCAAACCAACCAGGGUCGCCCCAAGUCAGAUGGUGUGCGAAAGCCCCCCGGCCCGUGGAAGGUGUCUGAUUUAGACAUCGUAGUGGAUCCGGUGCCCGCGUCCCAUGAGACAACAGGCCCCGUGGCCACGUCUGACUGCUCGUCCUCAAACGAUGCUGGUUGGCCGACUAUAGGCAAGACGAACACUCUGAAGCCACCGGAAAGAAGAGACUCAGGAAGUGACACUCAGGGCAAGAGCUCCCCCUCAGGCUCCCCCGUGGCUCCAGGGGCAGAUAAGCCGCUGCCUCCGUCAAAGCCACAGCCCCCUCCUUAUGGCUCUCACCUCAGCUCCUUGGACAGACGAAAGGACGUCCCGCCGCCACUCUCUCGACCGUUACCCAACCCCCCUCCCCCCGCCUGGCCCCGCGUCCCGCCGUCCUCAGGAUCGUCCUCUCAGCAGAUCCAGCACCGCAUCUCGGUCCCACCCAGUCCGACCUUCCAGCCCAACGUGCCCAUGUUCCCCCCCAGUCUGAGCGAGCGCCUGGACCCUCCCCCCGCUGUAGCAGUGCGGCCCUUCAUCGCAGACCGGGGCUCGCGGCCACAGUCUCCCCGAAAAGGCCCCGCCACCAUGAACUCCAGCUCCAUCUAUCACAUGUACCUCCAGCCAGCAGCGCCAAAGGGUCAGCCACCCAAGACCGCUCUGAAAGCAGUGUAUGGAAAGCCUGUCCUCUCCAGUUCCACUCCUCCCUCGCCUCUCCCCUUCGUCCAGACCGGAGGGACUUUUGUUUUGCCUGGAGGUGAUGACACUUUGGAGGGAGAGUUUGAUGAAUUAGACGGUUUACAGCACCUGGAGCCCUCAGCGCCUCCUCCCAGCGUGGAGAACAUCCCCCGGCCCCUCAGUCCAACAAAGCUAACGCCCAUGGUCCACUCACCACUGCGCUACCAAAGCGACGCCGACCUCGAGGUGCUGCGGAAAAAACUGGCCAACGCCCCAAGACCGUUGAAGAAGAGGAGCUCCAUCACAGAGCCAGAGGGGCCCAGUGGUCCCAACAUCCAGAAGCUGCUCUACCAGAGGUUUAAUACUCUGGCUGGUGGCAUAGAGGGCAGCGGAGUCAGUGCAGCCCCAGGUGGGAAUGGUGCAGGGACUGGAACCCCCUUUUAUCAGCCUAGUCCCCCUGCUUAUCAGGGAGGAGAAGCUGGUGCUGACACAGACAAUGGCAACCUCCCUUCAGACUCCCAGCUCCCGCCUCCACCAGGGCCAGAAGAGGCCGGCUCUGAUCCAAACACAUCCACUGACGAUAAUGACAACGAGCCGAUGCCCCUGCCGCCUGAAGGACUGUGCGACCCGAGCGAGACCGAGGAAGCGGACGAGGACAACAACAACAUGGACACAGAGGUGCUGCUGCCCAGUCCUGUGCCAGAGGUCCUCACGCCAGAAGAGAACGGAGACUCUUCCUGUCAGGCGCUGGAAAAGCGCACCAACUUGAAGAAGCCAGACUCCGAGCGCAUCGGCCACGGUUACCGGGUCAAGUUCAACCCACUGGCUCUUCUGCUGGACGCCUCGCUGGAGGGAGAGUUUGACCUUGUUCAGAGGAUCAUUUAUGAGGUGGAGAAUCCAAGCACUCCCAAUGACGAGGGCAUCACUCCCCUGCACAACGCUGUGUGUGCGGGUCACCAUCACAUAGUCAAGUUUUUGUUGGACUUUGGAGUGAAUGUCAAUGCGGCCGACAGUGACGGAUGGACUCCUCUUCACUGCGCUGCGUCCUGCAACAGCGUCCAUCUCUGCAAGUUGUUGGUAGAAUCCGGUGCAGCCAUAUUCGCCAGCACGAUCAGCGAUGUGGAAACGGCUGCAGAUAAAUGCGAGGAAAUGGAGGAGGGCUACAUUCAGUGCUCGCAGUUUCUUUACGGUGUCCAAGAGAAGAUGGGUGUAAUGAACAAAGGAACGGUGUAUGCUCUGUGGGUCUAUGAGGCCCAGAACCAGGACGAGCUGUCGUUCAAAGAGGGAGACCCCAUCACCAUCCUGAGGCGGCAGGACGACAGCGAGACCGACUGGUGGUGGGCGCGGCUCGACGACAACGAGGGCUACGUGCCCCGCAACCUGCUCGGGGUAAACACACGACUGAGAGCCAUCACUGAGGCUGCAGAGCGGGAAUGCCCCCCCCCCCCCCCCCCCCCCCCCCCCCCCCCCCCCCCUUCUGAUGAGGAGAAGUCUCCAUGA